This is a messenger RNA of Symbiodinium sp. CCMP2592, 462 nucleotides long. Lineage: Eukaryota; Dinophyceae; Suessiales; Symbiodiniaceae. The record is from the annotation of a GenBank genome assembly.
AUGCCAAAUGUCAUCUCGACGCUGCUCUCCAAGGCGGUGUUCAAUCCGCAAGAAUGGCGAGAUCGGCUGUCCCUCACUGCUACGCCAGGCGCGUCGUCUCAAGCAGGCAGCGCUUGGCCAAAGCACAUCCUCGUCGCGCAGGAGAAGAAGUACAGCAUCAUCCUCUCGUUUUGGGGGAACAGCCCUGAGCGCUCCGUUGCCAUUGAGGGUGGCACCGGCAUGAGCUGGACGCUCGUGCUCGAAGGCGAGCUGGAGGAGCGUGCAGUGAACAUAGGUGCGGAAGGGCCGCAAGUCGUUCGAUCCAGUGUGCUCAAGGAGGAGAGCUGCUCGUUUCUGAGCCGGGAAGAGACUUCCGGUGCCGCCGGUGCUGACAUCAUUGAGCACAGCCACUCCUCCGAGACGCCUUGUGUCUCGCUGCACGUCUACCAUCCUCCGCUGCCGGAGGCAUGGAUGACGGGAUGA